AUGCGCCUGGCACAAACAGUCUCUGCACCAUGGGGCUCCCAUCACAUAUCGCGCGUAGACCAAAUCCUGCCUGAAGCGAAGAGUAUUGGGACAUUGGAUGGUGCGCGAUAUGUCCGCCAGGAAAACUCGCCGGAGAACAUGCAUGUGUCCCGUUCACCUGUCGCCCCUUCCUCAUCCGCACAACAUCGGAUCCCACAAUUCGGCGAGCAGGACACAGUCAGCCUUGCGCGUCAGCGCAGUAUGACUCUGAGUCCAGUAGACCCGCAAUAUCAGGAGCACACCCUUGUCAUAGUCCAAGUUCGCCUUCUCUCCCAGGUACAAAUCUCGGUCUUCACUCCUGGGCCCAAAUGUCUCCGGUCUGUCGCAAUUAUCCACUCCAACAGGAGCUUCCCCAACCGCGUUUGCCAGACGGGGUCAAUCCCCGAGGUCAAGCUCGCUGUGGAUAUCACAGUCGGUCAUGUUCUUGAACAGGCUGCCCUUGAGGUGCCCACGUAG
Messenger RNA from Gloeophyllum trabeum ATCC 11539, 495 nucleotides. RefSeq lists its product as uncharacterized. NCBI's taxonomy places the organism in Eukaryota, Fungi, Basidiomycota, Agaricomycetes, Gloeophyllales, Gloeophyllaceae. The record is from RefSeq and is a predicted model, not a curated record. The coding region runs from base 1 to 495 and encodes 164 amino acids. The transcript is spliced from 5 exons.